CUGACCGUCACAUGACCAUAGGAAAAUUUUACUCGUGAGGAACCGCACUCGAGAUUCGUGCUGAAGAAGGUUUCCUCUAAGAUGACGUCGUACGAGGAUGAUGAAAACUUUGGAAGUUACAGCGUGGUUGGUUCAUUUCCCAAAGAUUUCGGCUAUGGUCCAGAAGACCAGGAUGAACUCUCAAGCAGUGACAACAAACCCAGGAUUCUAUUGCUGGGCCUUAGAAGGAGUGGCAAAUCUUCCAUCCAGAAAGUUGUUUUCCACAAGAUGUCUCCAAAUGAAACACUUUUCUUGGAAAGCACCAAUAAAAUAGUGAAAGAUGACAUAUCAAAUAGCUCCUUUGUGCAGUUCCAGAUUUGGGACUUUCCAGGCCAGAUUGAUUUUUUUGACCCAGCAUUUGAUUCAGAAGUGUUGUUUGGCCAUUGUGGAGCUCUUGUUUUUGUUAUAGAUGCACAGGAUGAUUAUAUGGACGCCCUUGGAAAGCUCCAUAUGACUGUAACAAGAGCAUACAAGGUCAAUCCAAACAUAAAGUUUGAAGUAUUUAUUCACAAAGUAGAUGGAUUGUCUGAUGAUCAUAAAAUUGAAACUCAGCGUGAUAUUCACCAAAGAGCGACAGAUGAGCUUGCAGAUGCAGGUCUGGAAGGCCUUCACUUGAGCUUUUACUUGACGAGUAUAUACGAUCACUCAAUAUUUGAGGCUUUUAGCAAAGUAGUUCAAAAACUCGUCCCUCAACUUCCAACACUGGAGAACUUAUUGAAUAUUCUUAUAACAAAUUCAGGCAUCGAGAAAGCCUUUCUGUUUGAUGUUGUCAGCAAGAUUUAUGUGGCCACGGACAGUUCACCGGUGGACAUGCAGUCCUACGAGCUUUGUUGUGACAUGAUCGACGUUGUUAUUGAUAUUUCAUGCAUUUACGGGUUAAGAGAGGAAGGUGAUAGCAGUGCUUAUGACAUGGAGUCUUCGUCGAUCAUCAAACUCAACAACUCGACUAUUCUGUACCUUCGAGAGGUGAACAAAUUCCUUGCCCUUGUCUGCAUUCUAAGAGAAGACAACUUCGAGAAAAAAGGUCUGAUAGACUACAACUUCUACUGCUUCCGUCAAGCCAUCAGUGAGGUAUUUGAGAUUUGUUUCAUUUACAGCUCUUAAAGUGAAAAGAUAUAUCAAAAGACCGAAACAAGAAUAACCACUAUGGCCAAGAGAUAAGGAACAGAAUGAGUGUUCUCAUGAGAACUCAGGUUAAAAACAGGCAAACUACUGAAUGCGCGGGAAAACGCGGGUGACCAAACCAUGAUUAGUUUUCAGUGUACGGCUGAUUGUUUUAGAGGAAGGCGCGAGUUUUUUGGACCAAUCGCAGGGCAAGGUUUACAAUGGUUCAAACGGUGCGCGGAGAUGUUUUGUUUCAUUUGUUGUACAAAAUAUUUCUCACUGAUGUUUCCAGUUCUUCUUCUCCGCUCACUCCUAAGUUGUUCUUGGCGCGAUUUGCGCAAAUCUAGGUUUGUACAGAGUUUAUAGGCGGUAAACCCACGGUUUGUGCUGAUUGGGUUUCGAGCGAUCAGGCUCAGGCUCAGGCUCAGGCCCAGGUCUCUUUUCGCUCAUUGCCGAUGAACACUCAUCCUCAGGGGCACCGA
Molecule: messenger RNA, 1625 nt
Organism: Pocillopora damicornis (cauliflower coral)
Lineage: Eukaryota; Metazoa; Cnidaria; Anthozoa; Scleractinia; Pocilloporidae
Product: ras-related GTP-binding protein C
Biological process (GO): positive regulation of TORC1 signaling; cellular response to starvation; negative regulation of autophagy
Cellular component (GO): nucleus; Gtr1-Gtr2 GTPase complex; lysosome
Molecular function (GO): GTPase activity; GTP binding
Source: RefSeq, a predicted model, not a curated record